Messenger RNA from Penicillium subrubescens, 1344 nucleotides. Its product is annotated as purine-nucleoside phosphorylase. The record is from RefSeq and is a predicted model, not a curated record. The transcript has 2 exons. NCBI's taxonomy places the organism in Eukaryota, Fungi, Ascomycota, Eurotiomycetes, Eurotiales, Aspergillaceae. Gene Ontology annotation, biological process: transmembrane transport. Gene Ontology annotation, cellular component: endoplasmic reticulum. The coding region runs from base 34 to 1236 and encodes 400 amino acids.
AGUCAGAACAGACCCUUUCCGUUGUUCCUCAAGAUGCCGUUCCUGAAGAGUUUGGUGACUUCGCUGGUGCUCGCUGCAAGCACUUUCAGUGCGCAGGUUGCGGCGAAGACUUCGUCCCACCAUGACGGCAAGAUUGCUCCCAAGGUGUUCAUUGUCUCGAUGUUCGAGCCGGAAGCUCAGGCAUGGUGGAACAUCCCGGAAUUCGACCUGUUGUCUCACAACAUCACCAUCCCUGGUCUUUCCCCUCUGUACCCAGAUGUCCACUGCACCAAAGACUAUGAGGUCUGCCAGUUGAUCACCGGCGAGUCCGAGAUCAAUGCCGCGACUACUGUCACCGCAGUGGCUUUCUCGCCUGUCUUCGACUUGACCAAGACCUACUUCUUCGUUGCCGGAAUUGCUGGCAUUAACCCCAAGCGAGCCACCACCGGCUCUGCAACCUUUGCUCGGUACGCAGUCCAGGUGGCUCUGCAGUAUGAGAUUGACAUUCGAGAGCUCUCCGAUGCCUACAACACUGGUUAUAUCCCCCUGGGCGCCGACUUCCCCAACCAGUACCCCACCAGCAUCUACGGCACCGAGGUCUUCGAGGUCAACGCUGAUCUCCGCACCAUCGCUGCCAACUUUGCUCGCCGUGCCAACCUCUCCGACUCGACCACUGCCAAGGCCUACCGUGCUCACUAUGCCAACGCGAGCGCCGAGUACAAGGCUGCCACCCUAGCUCCCAGCGUUGUCGAGUGCGAUGCCGCAACCUCAGACGUCUACUACAGCGGUAACAUCCUCGGAACCGCAUUCGAGAACACCACCAAGCUAUUCACCAACGGAACCGGCGACUACUGCUCCACCGCACAGGAGGACAACGCCACCCUCGAAGUCCUCCUCCGUUCCUCCGUCCACAAGCUGACCGACUUCGCCCGUAUAAUCGUCAUGCGCACUGCAUCCGACUUCGACCGUCCUUACCCCGGCGUCUCUGCGGCCUACAACCUGCUCUACUCUAAUCAGGGUGGUUUCGAGAUCGCCUUGGAGAACAUCUACCACGCCGGUAUUGAGGUUGUGCAGGGUAUUCUCCGUGGUUGGGAUAAGACUUUCGCCAAGGGAGUUAAGCCUACCAACUACAUUGGCGAUAUAUUCGGUACUUUGGGUGGUCAGCCUGACUUUGGUCCCGGAAAGGCUCAGGCGCUGGAGGAGAGCGGUGCUUAUAAGAAGCGUAGCUUGGAGAGCCGUCUUCGACGUCGUCGCUAAGCGACUGUAUUGCUUGGUGGAUUGUUGAUCACUCCGUUGAUGGAUAUUCGAUGUACACUAGGGAUUCGGGUGCCCAUGCCCGCAGUAUAUACUUUGUAUCAAAUAAAG